This is a messenger RNA of Cornus florida, 3642 nucleotides long. RefSeq names its product receptor-like protein 6. The record is from RefSeq and is a predicted model, not a curated record. The transcript has 4 exons. The coding region runs from base 1 to 3642 and encodes 1213 amino acids. Gene Ontology annotation, molecular function: protein binding. NCBI's taxonomy places the organism in Eukaryota, Viridiplantae, Streptophyta, Magnoliopsida, Cornales, Cornaceae.
AUGGUUUCGCUGACUUACACAUUGACACUGACAAACAAAGGUGUACAAAUUGUGUAUUUGUAUAUCCUAAAUAUUUUCACUGCCAUUGAUUUGUCAAGCAACCGAUUUGAAGGAGAGAUUCCAGAAUCUAUUGGGAUUCUCAAGUGUCUUCACAUGCUAAAUCUUUCUAACAACAAUCUCAUUGGUCAGAUUCCAUCUUCGUUGGGGAAUCUAACAGAGAUUGAAUCCUUUGACAUUUCUAAAAACAAGCUCUCAGGAGAGAUACCUGAGCAAUUAACCCAUCUCACGUUCCUUGAAUUCUUCAAUGUCUCUUUUAAUCAUCUCAGAGGGCCGAUUCCACGAGAGAGGCAAUUCAAUACAUUUCCAAACAAUUCCUAUGAGGGGAAUUUGGGAUUGUGUGGAGACCCUUUGCCGAACAAAUGUGACAACUCAUACGCGUUGCUGCCACCACCACUACUUUCGAACUUCAAACAAGAUGGUGAUCAUUCAUGGCUUACAAUUGAUAAAAGUGAUUGGAUUGUGAUAUGCAUGGGUUAUGGUGGUGGGUUAGUAGUUGGGUUGAUCAUUGGGCACUCUCUUGUCGCAAGACUUUUCCACUGGAGGAGGUACAUCAAGGAAAUGAAGAAUUUCAGCUCCAGCAUGGAGUUUCCACCAGCUAUCAGCUCUUCCACUUCUGUGCAUCAACUCUGCCAUGACAAUGAGAGUUCUGCCUUGAUGCAAUUCAAGCAAAGCCUUUUUAUAAGAAAGUAUGCUUCUCGCAAUCCUUCUGCCUACCCAAAAGUGGCGUGGAAUCCUGAAAGCAAUAGUACUGAUUGCUGCUCAUGGGAUGGCGUUACAUGCAAUGCACACACCGGCCAUGUGAUUGGCCUUGACCUUAGCAGCAGCUAUCUCUAUGGUUCUAUCAACUCAACCAGCAGUCUCUUCCACCUUGUUCACCUUCAAAGACUCAACCUCGCGGACAAUUACUUCAAUCACUCCCUUAUCCCGUCUGCUGUUGGACGCCUUUCAAGGUUAACUUAUCUCAACCUCUCAUUUUCCUCUUUCUCUGGCCAAAUCCCAUUGGAAAUUUCAAAACUAACCACAUUGGCUUCCCUUGAUCUCUCAGUAAAUCCAUUGAAACUCCAAAACCCCAGCCUAGCAAGUUUGGUUCAAAACUUGACAGCCUUAAAAGAACUUCACCUCUUCGAGGUGAACAUAUCUUCUGCAGUACCCAAUAUCUUAACAAAAUUUUCUUCUUUAAAAUCUCUAAGUCUUGGAUAUUGUGGAUUACAUGGUGAAUUUCCUGUAGGCAUUUUUAAGCUACCAAACUUGCAGGAACUUGGCUUGUGGUACAAUCAAAAGCUCAGUGGAUAUUUGCCUGAAUUCCACACGAGGAGUCCACUUAAGAGAUUGGCAUUGGUGGGAACAAGUUUCUCUGGAGAGCUACCAAAUUCAAUUGGAAAGCUUGAUUCGUUGAAUGAUUUGGAUAUAGCAGAAUGCAAUUUCUCAGGGUUAAUACCAUCUUCAUUUAGUAAUUUCACACAACUCAUUUAUUUGAACCUUUCUGCCAAUCAUUUUAUGGGCCAUAUACCUUCUUCCUUUGGUAGCCUUACACAGCUUGGCUAUCUUGACCUUUCUUUCAACCAUUUUGUAGGUCAUAUACCAGCUUCAUUCUCAAACCUCACACAAAUCACUGAAUUAUAUUUUUCCGACAAUAAUUUCAAUGGUGAGAACCUGUCAUUGCUUGGUAAGCUAACCAAACUAGUCUUUCUGGAUCUUACUGGGAACAAUUUAAUGUGUGAAAUCCCAUCUUCUUUUGGAAACCUGACCCAACUUCUUGGCCUAUCCUUCCAAUCUAGUCAAAUAACUGGUCGAAUCCCAUCUUGGCUUAUGAAUUUAACCCAAUUAGUAUACCUAUAUCUUCCAUAUAAUUUGUUGCAAGGUUCCAUUCCUGAGUCAAUCUCUGAACUUAAGAAUCUGCAAGAUCUUGAUCUUGGUUUUAACAACCUGAGUGGAACAAUGAAGCUUGAUGUGUUUCUUACCCUGAAAAAUCUUUUUAAUCUUCAGCUAUCAGGUAACCAACUAGCAUUGCUCACGAGUAGCACAACCAAUGCAACUUUUCCAAAUCUUAUACUAUUAGAGUUGGCAUCAUGCAACUUAACUGAGUUCCCAGAAUUUUUGAAAUUUCAAGAUAAGUUGCGGUGGUUAGACCUCAGCAACAACAGAAUUCAAGGCCUCUUGCCUGCAUGGAUAUGGAACAUGAGUACAAAAACUCUGCAAGCCAUUCUCCUUUCUCGAAACUUCAUAGCUGGCUUUCACCAGCCUCCAUUAGUCCUUCCGUGGGGUAGACUGCACAUAUUAGACCUUAGUUCUAACUUGCUGCAAGGAUCACUCCCCGUCCCACCAUCGUCCACCUUUGUUUAUAAUGUCUCAAAUAACCAACUUAGUGGGGAGAUUCAACCUAUAAUCUGCAAUAUGAGUUUUCUUCAUGCCAUGGACUUAUCUUACAACAACUUGAGUGGCAUCAUUCCCCAAUGCUUAGGCAGUUUUGCUGAUUCUCUUUCAUUACUGAAUCUUCGAAGCAAUAACUUGCACGGCUCCAUUCCUCAAACAUACAAGAAAGGAACCAAACUAAGGAUGAUUAACUUGAGCCAAAACCAAUUGCAAGGGCCAGUGCCAAGAUCAUUGAUCAAUUGCUCACUUCUAGAGAGUCUUGAUCUUGGGAGCAAUCAGAUCAAUGAUACUUUCCCCUUUUGGCUAGGAGCACUUCCUGGGUUACAGGUUCUGGUUUUGCGAUCCAAUAGAUUCCAUGGUGCAAUAUGGAACCCUAAACCCGGUUUUGGUUUCCCCAAGUUGCACAUUAUUGACCUCUCUCACAAUGGUUUCGUUGGUAAGUUGCCUUCUGAUUACUUCCAAACGUGGACAGCCAUGAAAACUACUGAUGUUAAUCAUUUGACAUAUAUUGGGGCAAUCAUAGAGUUGAAUUUAUAUGAUGAAAUUGGUGGCAAAGUAUGGCAUGACAAUUAUAGUUACUCGAUGACACUAAUGAACAAAGGCGUGCAAAUAGUGUACUCGAAUAUCCUAAAUAUCUUGGCUGCCAUUGAUCUCUCAAGCAACCGAUUCGAAGGAGAGAUUUCAGAAUCUAUUGGGAUUCUCAAGGGGCUUCACGUGCUCAAUCUUUCCAACAACAGUCUCAUCGGUCACAUCCCAUCUUCAUUUGGGAAUCUAACAGAGCUUGAAUCAUUAGACAUUUCUCAAAAUAAGAUCUCCGGAGAGAUACCCGAGGAACUAACACAACUCACAUUCCUUUCAGUCCUAAAUGCCUCUCAUAAUUAUCUCACAGGGCCUAUUCCACGAGGGAGACAAUUCGAUACAUUUCAAAACAAUUCAUAUGUGGGGAAUUCAGGAUUGUGUGGAGAGCCUUUGUCGAAGAAAUGCGGCAGUUUAGAAGCAUCACCGCCACCUUCAAAUUUUGAGCAAAAUGAGGAUCAUUCAUGGUUUCCAAUUAGUAAAACUGAUUGGAUUGUCAUAUGCAUGGGUUAUGGAGGUGGAUUGGUAGUUGGGUUGAUCAUCGGGCACACUCUGACGACAAGGUAUCAUGAAUGGUUUGUCAGCACCUUCGGAAGGAGGCAACAAAAACAGAGGAGGGGGCGAUGCUUCUAG